Molecule: messenger RNA, 1386 nt
Organism: Penicillium arizonense
Lineage: Eukaryota; Fungi; Ascomycota; Eurotiomycetes; Eurotiales; Aspergillaceae
Exons: 1
Coding region: 1-1386 (461 amino acids)
Molecular function (GO): oxidoreductase activity, acting on paired donors, with incorporation or reduction of molecular oxygen; monooxygenase activity; heme binding
Source: RefSeq, a predicted model, not a curated record
AUGUCAAUGUUCUUUACAACUCUAUGCCCAGACCUAACAUGGUCACUCCUCAUCCUACUAUCAGGGUUCAUAAUAUGGCUCAAAUUGCCUUCCCCAAAGCCCCAAAUAUUCAGUGAUCCAGCCGUAUGCCGGCAGAUCAUCGCCGGAACAUUUCAACAGAACAACAUUUGCAAUAUCCUCUCCCCGCACGAAUCCAGAGCGAACCCAAACAAACGACUUAAAAUCGCCUUUGGUAUUAACAACGCCUUCACACGCACAGAUAGCGUCCAUUCUGGUGUGUUCGUCGAAAAGGCUAGUAGCUUGAUGAAGAUGUCCCACUCCCAAUGGGAUGACGUAUCCACAACUACGAGGAACAUUGCCCUGGGAUGGAUUGAACGGGGUCUGCCUAAUCCGCUCUUUACUUGCAGUUGCACCUGUGAGCAUGAGGAUGUGAAAGGCGAUUCGAGUCGGAUCAAUGUGACUAGCAUGGUGCAAGUUCUCACAAUGAGAGAGGUGCUGUGGGUUAUGUUUGAUAAGAAACAGCAACAUAAUAUGUGUGAUAUGAGCUUGUUGAAACUCGCUCAAUCUAUCAAUCGCGUUUGGAUAUCUUCCAAGUCUUGUCGGAAGAGCGGAGUGCCCAAAUUCGAGGACGAUGUCCAGCUUCGGCGUUGCUUGUUCAAUGUCUUUGGAUAUUAUCCUUCUUCUCCAGAUGAUAACCCUCUGAACCUCAUUUUACCUGCCUUUGAGACAAUGUGGCGGGUUUCCCUACGUUUGUUCCUGGAGAUCAAAUCUGGCUCGGAAAGUCAAUGUCCCGAAUGGCAGGAUUGUAUGAUCGAAUUCUCUCGACAGCCGAAGAAAUUACGCUGUUACAUUCCCGGCUUGGCCCUAAGAUGGUUCCCUGAAGAAUAUGACGACAAUGAGGAGAUUGAGAGCUCUAGUCAGAAGCCCAUUUUCCGCCGGCUUUGUCUUGCCAAGUACCUUAUCUUCGAGGCACUUCGUCUUUAUACUCCUACGAGAAGGGUGCAUCGCGCGUAUCAAUUCAGUCAAGGUGCGGGUGCUUCACGUCAGAUCCUGGCUGCUGAUAUUGAGGGAUGUCACACCAGAUCUGAUAUCUGGGGUCCUGAUGCGUUGGAAUUCCACCCUAGACGUUGGACGGCUUUGACGACGGAACAAAAAGAAGCGUUCAUGCCUUUUGGAUCUUCACCAUUUCAGUGCCCUGCAGGGAGGACAUUUGCACCAAGAAUGAUUGGUGUGUUGGUUGGAGCGCUGCUAUUUGCUUUUGAUGACUAUGGAAAAACCUGGCGUUUGCACUGUGACGAUAAGAAGGGAUUAAACCGACUCAUGUCUACCAAAAGAUUAGACUCGAGGGAGACAUACGGAGAUCUGUAUCUGAUUGCGGCGGAGUAA